Molecule: messenger RNA, 1297 nt
Organism: Pyrgilauda ruficollis (rufous-necked snowfinch)
Lineage: Eukaryota; Metazoa; Chordata; Aves; Passeriformes; Passeridae
Gene: MRPL10
Product: mitochondrial ribosomal protein L10
Exons: 5
Coding region: 55-918 (287 amino acids)
Biological process (GO): translation
Cellular component (GO): mitochondrial large ribosomal subunit
Molecular function (GO): structural constituent of ribosome
Source: RefSeq, a predicted model, not a curated record
CCGGAAGUGGCGCUCCUCCACCUUCCCACAGGCCCUUGCGCGGCCGCGGCCAAGAUGGCGGCGCUGGGAAGCGGCGGGGCGCGAUGGCGGCGGGCCUGGCUGCCCGCCCUGCAGCUGCUGCGGCGCGGCUCCAAGGCGGUGACGCGGCACUGGAAGGCCAUGCACUUCCAGCGGCAGAAGCUGCUGGCCCUGACCGAGUACCUGCCCCCGCGGCCCGCCCUGCCGCCGCGCUGCCUGCCCCGGCCCGGCCCCCGCGACUCGCAGGAGGACGGCCACGUGGUGUCCCGGUGGCUCCGGGCUGUCCCAGUGGUUCCAGGGUGUCCCGGUGGUUCCGGGCUGUCCCGGUGGUUCCGGGCUGUCCCGGUGGUUCUGGAGGGGCUGUCCCGGUGGUUUCAGGGUAUCCCAGUGGUUCCAGGGUGUCCCGGUGGUUCCGGGCUGUCCCGGUGGUUCCGGGCUGUCCCAGUGGUUCCAGGGGUGUCCCAGUGGUUCCGGGGUGUCCCGGUGGCUCCGGGCUGUCCCGGUGUCCCCGUUCUCACCCCGGGCCGUGCCCAGGUUGCCCGGCCGGUGCUGGCGCAGUCCAAGUGGAGGAACCUGCUGCCGCUGUUCGUGUGCCGGAACAUCCUGCUGGUGAGCCCGGAGCCGCGCGCCAGGGAGAUGCUGCGGGUGCUCAAGGGGGUGCCACAGGUCAACCUGCUGGGCGCCUGCAUCGACGACACCAUCCUGAGCCGGCAGGGCGUGGAGACCUUGGCCCGGCUGCCGCCGCUGGAGGUGUGCCGGGGGCAGACGGUGGCAGCCCUGUCCCUGCCGUGCUCCCAGACCUCGUCCCUGCUGCAGCAGGGCCCCGCUCGCCUCGCGGCGCUGCUGGACCAGCACAUCCGGCGGCUGCGGGGCACGGGCACAGCCGCGGGCAGCCACUGACGUUGGAAACUGGCAACCAGUUCCUUCCCUGGAGCCCCCCGGAUGAGGGGUUGAAGGAUCACGGACACAAUUCCCAUGGAAUUCUGCAGCUCCACAGAGGGGGGUCAGGGGCUGGAGGUUUGACGCUGAGGGUCCUGUGGCCCCCCCAGCCCCAGCAGGGAGUCGUGGCCGUUCCCUUGUGCUCCCCUGGGAUCAUCCCAGCAGCGUUCCAGCUGUGACCGGGGCUCUCUGGGAGCAGCCAGAGGAGGAGGAGCGCGGGAUGGACCCUCCAGGGGGGAUUUUGGGCACUCCAAGCCCCGUGCCUUGGGGCUGGGGGUGUGCUGUGACACUGAUCCCACGCCGGGGUCGCUGGCCUGUCCAUUAAAGUGUCUGUGUGGAA